AUGGCUUACCGUCUGGAAUGUGAGCACAGAGCAGCAGAUGCAAAGAGUGUUAUUCACCCUACCAUGGGCAGGGGACACUCAAACUUUUGUGAAGCCCACUUCACUGUACUGCCUGACUUUAGAGCUAAAGAUCAGAACCUUUGCAGGUAAGAUGCACAUAGAUUUUUUCUAAGAAUUUGUAAAAUGAAAAUUGCUGUAUUUCCUAGCAUUAAAUCCCAGUGACUUCUCAUUAACUGUGAAUUCUCCUUGCAAUCUGAUGUAUACAUGUGUAUUUUGUUGUAAAGUGUGAGAGAAUUUGACACUGGACUAAGAGUCACCAAUAAUUUUAGUUGGAGUAAGUUGGCUUGGAUUGGUUUUGAUUAGUCAUUUAUUACUGUCUGGUUAUUGGAGAAAGACUUCACUUAUUUCACAAUAAUAAUGGUUCCUGGUUUUCCUUUUUCUCUAUAUAGAUUUAAUGUAGGUCGCGGUUUUUGUGUCAGUAUUCUUACCAGCUGAAUGAGACUUCUCUGUUCAGUUGAAUCAAAUAAUGUUUUAAAGUGCUUGAUGUUGUGUGUACAAAAAGCUCAGUACUUUGUUUUCAAGCAAGUCCUUGUAUCAAUUAUCCCAAUACUUUUCUUUAGGCUGCACUGUGACAUCUACAAACUGUGGUUUUUGCCAAGGGAAUAUGUCUUGGUGUUUAAAAGUCCGUGGCAACAGUUAUCACUGGAUAAUUCACUGAUAUGA
Molecule: messenger RNA, 723 nt
Organism: Porites lobata
Lineage: Eukaryota; Metazoa; Cnidaria; Anthozoa; Scleractinia; Poritidae
Source: the annotation of a GenBank genome assembly